AUGGCUGGUGUUAAGUUUGCAUGCGUGGUUGUGUUGUGCUUAGUGGUGGCGGGUGCACACACUGCCCAAGGAAUUACGUGUGGAGAUGUUGACCGUGACCUAACACCGUGCAUAGGGUUCCUUCAGAAAGGUGGGGUUGUUCCCACAGGAUGCUGCAACGGGGUGAAGACCAUCCUCAACAGCGCCCGGACCACUGCUGAUCGCCGCGGCGUUUGCAACUGCUUGAAGACUGCUGCUGGCGCAGUUCGUGGUCUCAAUCCCAACAAUGCUCAGGCUCUCCCUGGGAAGUGUGGGGUCAACAUACCCUACAAGAUCAGCACCUCCACCAACUGUGCUAGAACACCUGGUAAUGGUAACUGCAAGUGA
Sphenostylis stenocarpa is the source of this 366-nucleotide messenger RNA. Lineage: Eukaryota; Viridiplantae; Streptophyta; Magnoliopsida; Fabales; Fabaceae. The record is from the annotation of a GenBank genome assembly.